Molecule: messenger RNA, 1056 nt
Organism: Candidula unifasciata
Lineage: Eukaryota; Metazoa; Mollusca; Gastropoda; Stylommatophora; Geomitridae
Source: the annotation of a GenBank genome assembly
AUGAUCUCCACAACAUACUUGUUAUGCUUAGUAAUAUUCAUUUUACUGACACAUGCAGUGUAUUCAAGUGAAACACCAGGUGCAACUGUUGUGAACUACGAUGCUGAAACAUUUGUGGAAGGACUGAAAAGAAAUAGAAAUUUUGUUAUGUUUUACGCCCCUUGGUGUGGACACUGUAAAAACCUGGCACCAACAUGGGAGGAACUAGGAAGAAUCUACAACAAUGCAGAAAAUAGUCCUGUUAUUAUUUCUAAGGUUGACUGCACUGUCUACAAAGAUCUUUGUGCUCUCCAUAACAUCCUUGGCUUUCCUACUUUGAAGUUGUUCACCGAUGGCGGGACCCACAAUAUACGUUACAAGGGCAGACGAGACCUUGAGUCUCUGAAGAAGUUUAUUCAACAGAAGAGCUCUGAUAAGGAAAGUGGGGCAGCAGAAACAGAGAAGGCGAAUCUAGCAAGUGUGGACAAACCCAAAAUAGAUCCAGUUAUCCUCACGAGUGAAAAUUUUGCAGAAACUAUUGGGAAAGGAUAUUUCUUUAUUGACUUUUUUGCCCCGUGGUGUGGUCAUUGUAAGCAGCUGGCGCCAGUUUGGGAACAUCUUGCAGAAACAUAUAAUUCUGAUAACAAAGUCACCAUUGCCAAGAUAGACUGUACUGAGAAUGCAGGUGUAUGCAAACAGUAUGAUAUCACCGGCUACCCCACAUUACUCUGGUUUAAAAAUGGACAGAAAGUUGAUAAGUAUAAAGGUCAGCGAACAUAUGAAGCUCUCAGGAAAUACGUGGCAGCUCAGAUUUCCGAGGAAACAGUAGACAGGGUUGAGGCAAAACCGCCAGCUUCCCUUAAAACAAGCAGGGUAGUGAAACUGACAGGCCAGACAUUUGAGUCUCACAUAACUUCAAACAACCUUGUUUUUAUCAAGUUUUUUGCCCCUUGGUGUGGGCAUUGUAAGAAGCUGAUUCCGGUGUGGGAGGAGUUAGCUGAAGCCUUUCAUGAUCAGCCAGUGUCUAUAGCAGAAAUUGACUGUACUCAGAAUGAGGAUAUAUGCAAGAAGUACCAG